Molecule: messenger RNA, 486 nt
Organism: Fusarium coffeatum
Lineage: Eukaryota; Fungi; Ascomycota; Sordariomycetes; Hypocreales; Nectriaceae
Exons: 1
Coding region: 1-486 (161 amino acids)
Biological process (GO): phosphorelay signal transduction system
Source: RefSeq, a predicted model, not a curated record
AUGAGCGAAUCUGAGAAACAGCAAAAUGCGGUCGUCAUAUACGACCCAAAAGGCCUUCCCGUCCCCGAAGCGACCCUCCCCACCCCCGACAAAGCAAAAUACCUCCUCGCAGAAGACAACAACGUAAACGUACGCAUCUUCGUCCGACACAUGAAUAACCUCCAUCUUCAACACACAUACCAAAUAGCAUGGAACGGUCAACAAGCCGUGGACAUAUACAAAGCACACCCAGAACAGUGCAGGGUCAUUUUUAUGGAUAUUUCGAUGCCUGUUAUGGGUGGUAUGGACGCGAGCCUCUUGAUACGGGAGUUUGAGAAGGAGAAUGGGCUGAAGCCGGCUGUUAUCGUGGGGGUAGUGGCUAGUAUGAUUGAGAGUGAGAAUCGGAGGUUUGUCGAGCAGUUUGGGAUGGAUGUUUGUUUGAGGAAGCCUGUUCGGUUUCAGAGUCUUAAAGAGAUACUGGAGGACUGGCCUGUUGAAAGGGCUUAA